Molecule: messenger RNA, 5677 nt
Organism: Limulus polyphemus (Atlantic horseshoe crab)
Lineage: Eukaryota; Metazoa; Arthropoda; Merostomata; Xiphosura; Limulidae
Product: probable phosphorylase b kinase regulatory subunit alpha
Exons: 16
Biological process (GO): glycogen metabolic process
Cellular component (GO): phosphorylase kinase complex
Molecular function (GO): calmodulin binding
Source: RefSeq, a predicted model, not a curated record
AAGAAAGGGAUAAAACUUAAUAUUCCAAACUUUAUUCAAACAGGAAGAAACAAAAAGAUGAACCUGUCAGGUCGGCAGUCUCGUGAUGUAGGACUUCUAAGUACUAGCAAACUGUACACAUUACAAGACAGGAUCUUUGCCUUUACUCCCCAGAACUUAGAUCGAGAGGACUUCUACAUUAUGAAUGACAUUGAACUUAUGGCUAACACAUUGCGUUCAGACAUAAGUUUUCUUAGAUCUAAUUGGCGUAUGCUUGGACGCCCAACUGUAUCAAUAAUUCUCCAUCGCCAUCACAUGGAAAAUGAUAAAAUUCCACUGGCAAUGAUAUCUACAAUCAAGAAAUUGAAAAGUGGAUACAUAAAUGGCACCAGGGUAUCUGUGGGAACACUUGAAGAAUUUCUCAGCACAUCCUGCAUCACCAGUUUAAGCUUUCUGGGUAAUCAAGAGGAAGGAGAUCCUGACAGUUUGCACUUCAUGGUGAAGGAAUACUUGGAGCAUGAGCUUCACAGGCCACUUAACCGACCAUCAUUCCAAAAGGGUCGCCCUAAGAGAAAGUUGAGUAUGAAUCGUUCCCGUCAUUCAGGUAUUAGUGGAAUCAUCAAACGCACUCGCUCCAUCCAAGUGGACCAGUAUGAUUCAGGCAAGUGGAGUACAACGAAUGAUAGAAAAGAUGAUCUUGCUAGACUUCAGUCUUCCUAUGACAAGCAUACUAGGUCACCACCAGUUUCUCCUGGAGCUGAAGUAAUCUCUGUACAUUCGGAAUCUUCAUAUUCAUCACCUACAGAAUCUGGAGAGCAAAGUCCCUCACCACUUCAAGGAGAGCAAGAGGAAGAUGAACAAUGGGAGUCAAUGACUCGUGUCCGCACUACAUCAGACCUUCAGUUUGAACAUGUGACUGAGGAUGAACUGCUGACUAUGCUGAAAGAGACGGAUAAUCUUGAGGAAUUAGGAGACCUUCUUCAUUAUCUCGUUGUUACAAAGGGUCUAAACUGUGACACCGGUCUUGGUCAUCCUAAUGACCAUGUAACUGUCAAGGAUCUUUUGAAGGAUCUUUAUGAAAAGGCUUGUCAUGAAAAGAAAUGGGCUCUUGUUAGACAUAUUGCUGGAAUGUUAGGCAAGAGAGUAGAAGAUCUUCCAAAGGCUGUCACUGAUUUGCUAGUAAGACAGAAACAGUUUACAGUUGGGAUGCCACCAUUCAGUGAAUAUACCAUUACUAGACCUCUUCCAUCAAAAGAACUGAGAACAGUCAUAAACAAAGCUUACAGAGAAGAUCAGAGUACAGCCAUGUUAACACAGAACUUUUGUUUUUGUUUAGGUGAUGAAGCAUCUGAACAUUUAUUGAAUUUGAGUCCAUAUGAGAUGAAGACUUUGGUUCACCAUAUUCUAAGUGGAAAAGAAUUUGUUGUUAAAAGUAUUCGAAGUGGGGUUGUUUCAGUGGCCAGCAGUAAAGCUAGCAAAAAAAGUGUUGUAGAUAAUUUUCUGGGAAGAGAAGGAUCAAAUGAAGACAUUCAUUUUGAAAGUGACCGUCAGGGCCAGUGGCUGCGGAGGCGUAGGCUAGAUGGAGCUUUGAACAGAGUUCCUCGUGGUUUUUAUCCUCGAAUUUGGUCCAUUCUUGAAAGAUGCCAAGGACUAUCAAUAGAAGGAAAAGUUUUGUCUCAGCAGUUGACUAGAGAGAUGACUCCUGGUGAGCUGAAGUUUGCACUUCAAGUUGAGCAUGUAUUGAACAGCAUUCCUCAGCCAGAGUACCGUCAACUAAUGGUUGAGGCCUUGAUGGUACUGACAUUGGUAGUAGAACAUGACUCUGUUCAAGAUUUUGGUAGCACCAUUAACAUAGAACAUUUAGUCCACAAAGCUAAUCAUAUCUUUCUGGAAGAUCAGUGUCAAGUGGAUGGAGAUGCCACCCUAUGUUGUGCUGUAGCAUCAGGACACAAGGUUGCCCCAUGUGGUGGAGCAGCAGGAAUCUGUCAACAUUUCUAUGAUAGUGCUCCAAGUGGGUGUUACGGUACCAUGACAUACAUGAUAAGGGCUGUUGCAAGUACACUGGACUGUUUGCCCCCUAAUGUCCUGGACUGUACUAUUAGUUAAAACAGAUGUUUUUAUCACCCACAGGAUAUUCAGUUGCAGUGACAUCUAUUAGUAGGAAUCAAUUUGUAUUUAUCACUUGCAGGAACCUCUGAUGUUUUAAAUUUCUAAAGUCAUUGCUCCUGAAUGUGAAAUUUGUAUAGUUUCAAAUAUUAACUAAGUCAUACUUCUUACAAAUUAUUAAUUUAGCUACUCCUACUAAGUCAAUAAGUUUAAAAUUUUAACUACUAUUGAGAAAGGGUGAUCAUAUAUCAUUGUUCUCCUCAUUUCAGGUAGUAAUGUAAAAGGUAUUUGUGAAGUGAAUUUAAACUAAGAUUAAAGAAUCUUAUUGUGGCUGGUGAAGAGUUUUUAGUCCUGCAUUAUAAAGUUGUUUUUUGUUCUAUUGUAUUUUUAGUUGUCUGUAAAAAAUCUUAGUUAAUUAACCCCGAGUCCUUAUACAUAAUCUGGUUAUAUUAAAGGUACUUCAUAAAAAAAUAUAUAUAUUGAGUGUAAAGUAUACCAAACAAAUGUUAGUCCUGCUUUUUUUUUAGGCACGUGCUGAAGUUAUAUUUUACUCCUGUUUUGAAGUACUAUAUGCUUGUUGAAAUAUAUAUUUUGACCUGUAUGAUUAGAAAGCAUAUCCUUAUUUAACAUUAGAGGAAAUGUUAACAAAAAAAUUUUUGCGCAUGUAAUAAAUUUUAGCAUCAUAUUAGGUUGUGAUUUGCUUAUCUGUGAAACUCAGUAUAAAAACAUUGCAGCAUUUGUUUCGAGAUGGCCUGCAAAUUUAUUGAAUAGGAUUCAGGUUUGUCAGGUUUUAACAGUAUGUUUUGAUGUUGUCAUUUAUAGUUAUUGCUCAUUGUGGCAAUAUAGUAUUUAUUGUAAAAAUAAAUAGUUAAAUGCAAAUGUUUUGAUUCUGUAGUUCAUAUCUCAGAUGAAGUUACAUUUUUAUUUUCUGUUUGUUCUGUUAUUUGGGUUAGCAAAAAUGUUAUAAAUAAACAAUCCUAUUGGUGUUGAUCAUUUCUGUUUUACCAACCAUGUAUUAGCAAAAGAAACAAAACCACAACUUACGAUGGAGAGAUGAGUGAUUUCUAUUAUCAAAACAAAACUAGUUUUUGCAGUAUUACGAGUGUUUAUUGGAUUUUAAUCUCAUUUUAUAUAGAAAGGUUCCCUUCAUUUUUUUUAUAACAAACUGCUUCUUAUUCAAUGUUGAAGUAAAAUUAUUAAAUAUUUGCUAAGAUUUUAUGUAGUUAUAACCCUUGUACAUUUUUCAUUUAGAGUUUACGCUGAGGAAAUGAGGAAAGCAAUCCUGAUCAGAUGCUAAAUAAUAACUAUGUUGUAGGUUAUCCUUUUUUUGUUUACAGAAUUUAAACAAAACACCCAUUCUGUAUUGUUCCUUAGAGACUAAAAUCUAAUCAACCCAUUAUAUUUAAUUCAUGUUUUGAGGAGAGGUAAGGAAAUAAAUCAUGUUAUUUAAAUUUCCCAAGUUACCUGUUCCGUUUUGUUUUUGAAUCACUAUGACUUUUCAACUUUUGCUGCUAUGAGCAUUAGGCUAUUUCUUUAAUGGAGGCAAAUUAUAAAAUGAUUAUGACAAUAGUAAUGUUAUUCAUGGAAAGGUGUGAAACCACGUAACAUUAUAGAUAAAUAUUUCUCAAGCAUGAUGAAAUGCUUACCAACCAUUUGAGCUCCAUACUGGAGAAAAUCUCUAGUGUUUUAUAAUUCACUGCUCUUUCCAUAUCAGCUGAUAGCAUCUCUUGUUUAGGUUUAAACUUAAUGAUUUAUACUUCAACAAUUUUUAAAAAAUCACAUUUCUUAAUAAUCAACUAAAAUGACUUGCAGGGUUCUUCUAUCAAUUAAAAAAAAAGUACAAAAUUGUACUAUAUAACAUAUACUUGGGUAGGCCAUUAUAUCAGUAUUCUUAAUAAUUACACUUGGACAAUUUGUUGACAUUAGUACUAGAGCCUUAAAAGCAGACAUCUUCAAUUUUAUGGUAAGCACCUAGUGCAUCGUUAUUUUGCUUUUUCCUAUUGUAUGGCAUAAUAUAGAACUAAUAAAAUAUCACUGUCUUCAUAUUAAUAACAUUCCAGUGUGUAAAAUAAGAAGCAAGCAAAUGCUCUAAUCAUAUCAGAGUUGAAAUUAUAUCCACUUCUAGUUUAAUUAUUUGCUUUUGUUUUAUUAAUUUUUUCUAGUGGUGUUGGUGUUAGUGCAAAAAAUUGCUGAGGUUGGUAAUGCAUUGUCUAAUUGGAACCAUCUAUUAUUGAUCUGUAUAUUUCCAAAAACAGUUGUGUACAUAUGUACUCAUCUAUAAUCACAGGAAAUAAAAUUUAACUGUAAAAAUACAGUGCUUUGUAAAGUUUUCAGACGUUUCUUUAAAUAUUUGUCACUAUACUUGAGGGUAGCCAUAAUUUCACAGUUAACUAAACUGCACAAAGAAUAUUUAUAAAGACACUAUAAGAGUAACAUAUGAUUAAAUACACUCAAUGUAUAUCAUAACAGACAUAAAACUAAAACCCAAAGUAAGGGAAUACAUUUAACCAUAUCUGAAAUUUACAAACUGGGCUUCAUGACGUUACUAUCCACCUCUUAAGCUGAAGUUUAGCAACAAAUCCUGUGCCAUCUCAGCAUGAGAAAGGUUUGAACAUAUAAAAAUAGAUUGGAAAGGCCCAUAUAAAUGUGUGUAUAUAUAUAGGACAAUAUACAAGAUUAUUUUUAAUUAUGAUUUAUUGUAUGUUCAGUUAUCCACCUGAUACCUGGCUGUUACAAAUAAUAAACUGAAAGGAAAUAUUAAAAGUGUUAUCCACAACUUAAAAUAAUACCCGGUAUUCUUAACAAUGGUUUAAAAAUAAUGUACAUGAGGCCUAAAUCAAAGUUUAAAAUACCCUGUUUAGCAAGUUCAGUAUUUUUGCCACACACACACACUAAACUUCUUCCACAGUGGGCAAUUAAUAGUCAAUAUACAAAAAACUGUGUGUACAAGUCUAUAUCAUAUUAACUUGGAAAUAAAAUAUAUCUGAGCAAAGACUUCCAAACUUUAUACACUGCACAAGAAAAUGAGCAUAUUUUUUAAAAACUCAACAUUACACACAUAGAUUUAAUGUUAAACAAGUUCAAAUAUCACAUAAAACUACACGUAAUAAUUUAACUCUGUUAUGAUAUCAAAGCUAACAGACAUUUUCCCCUCUAAACAAAAGGUUUGAGCAUGACUUUUUCUGUACAGCAUUUAUAGAACAUCUUCUUUACACUGAAUUUUAGAAUUAAGAACACUACAAACAAAAUUUUUUGAUUCCAAUACUUAAAACUGAAUACAAUUAAUGUAUGCAAGUUCACGUGGCAUGAAUUUAAGAGAAUCAGUCUCGAUUGUUGGUACCUAAACUCAAUACGCCAGAUUUUAUCUGUCCAUAAAAAUCAUUUUGUGGCAUCAAAGUAAUUAACUAUAAGUUUAAAGUUACCUUUGUUACAAUACAGUGUGGUUUUCAUUACAGAACAAUUAAUCUUCAUCUGCAAAUUAGAUAUCUUCUUGUAUAAUGUGUGUGGUUACUGAAUUACAUAGCUUAAAACACUAAAUACCCAUUAUCAGAAUCCUUGGGUUUUGAUGAAUAUUAAUUUUUUUAAUAAACAA